UUAUGUGUGGGGAUUGCUUAUCAUCAACCGACAACACCAAAACACUCGAGCCACGAUACUACGAUGCAAUUCGAGAUGGAAUAAUUGAGCAGAUUCUCAUUCCAAUGUCAGAUUAAUAAAGACACCUGUCGCGCAGAGUUUGGCGAUUUUUGACGUUGUUGUUUAGCCAAAUAAAAGAGAAACGUCAAGCAGUUAAUAUUGGAAAAAUGGCGGAAUGCAUCGUAUCGACCGAAACUCUCCUAGCCGAAGCGACACGAGCGUUUCGUGAGGAAUUUGGUGGCGAACCCGAAAUAGCAGUGGCGGCGCCCGGCAGAGUCAAUUUGAUCGGAGAACAUACUGAUUAUAAUGAUGGAUUUGUAAUGCCUAUGGCGCUGCCAUUAGUGACCGUUAUUGUCGGCAGGAAAAUCGGUGGGGAAUUUUCAACUGCAAUAACGCUCAACAAAGAUGCCGACUUGCCCAGAAAAAUAACCAUCGAAAUGCCUAACGAAAACGCCUUGGUGAGAACCAUAGAACACAGCGGACCUAAAUGGGGCCUUUACGUUAAAGGUGUAAUAGCGAACUACAUCGGGCCAGCCCCGCCAGCGUUUCAAGCCGUAAUUCACAGUAGCGUCCCAACGGGGGGUGGCCUAUCAAGCAGUGCCGCGCUUGAAGUCAGCACUUACACAUUUUUGGACAGCCUCACCGGUUACACUAAUACUAACUCCAACCAAAAAGCAUUAGCUUGCCAAAAAGCCGAGCACCAGUACGCCGGAAUGCCUUGCGGCAUUAUGGACCAAUUCAUAUCAGUUAUGGGAAAACAAGGAAAUGCCCUACUUAUCGAUUGUAGAAAUUUAUCAGCAGAACUUAUUCCGCUCGAUGACCCGGAAAUUGUUGUUCUCAUUACAAACUCUAACGUCAAACACGAGCUAACUGGUAGCGAAUAUUCGACAAGAAGGAAGCACUGUCAAGAAGCGGCUUUAAUUCUGAAAAAGGUCAGCCUGCGAGAUGCCAACGAAAGCGAUAUUGAUUACUUAAAAUCGAUUGAUGCGAAUGACACGUUAAUCAAACGUGCAAGACAUGUGAUCACUGAAAUAGAGAGAACCGCAAUCGGUGCUGUGGCCCUUAAAGAAAAAGAUUAUAACAAAUUUGGACAAUUGAUGAAUGCGAGUCAUAAUUCUUUACGCGACGACUAUGACGUUUCCUGUCCUGAACUUGAUCAAUUGGUGGAAUUGGCGUUGCAAAUUGAUGGUGUUUUGGGCAGUAGAAUGACCGGAGGCGGCUUUGGAGGCUGUACCGUGACACUGGUACAUGCCAAUGUGGUGGACCAAGUUAUAGAUAAUAUUAAAAAAAAAUAUACUGGAAAUCCCGUUUUCUACAUAUGUAAACCAAGUGACGGAGCAAGAGUUCUAUGAUCAUCCCAAAAUAAAUGUCCAACUAGACAUGCAUAGGUUAUUUAUUUUUUAAUAAAUAAAUCGUUUUCUAGUGAAUGCUGUUUUAGUCUCCACUUUCGCUAACUAAUUGAAUUCGAAUAACAAAUCUGAAAUAAUAAGCCAGAUAAUUGUAUAAUCGUUUUUAAUAUUUUGUACCUUGAGUUAAUAGG
Molecule: messenger RNA, 1579 nt
Organism: Cylas formicarius (sweet potato weevil)
Lineage: Eukaryota; Metazoa; Arthropoda; Insecta; Coleoptera; Brentidae
Product: galactokinase-like
Exons: 7
Coding region: 207-1391 (394 amino acids)
Biological process (GO): carbohydrate phosphorylation; galactose metabolic process
Cellular component (GO): cytoplasm; cytosol
Molecular function (GO): ATP binding; galactokinase activity
Source: RefSeq, a predicted model, not a curated record